UCCAUCACUCAUGCUAUGCAGUGCUGCAGUGAAUCUUCGGUGGCUGCCGAUUAUCCAGCGAGUCCAUCACGUGCAGAUAAGACUAGUGCGGACAGGCUUUUUCAGAAGUGAUGAGAAAUACAAUGACGACAAGCGGAAUCCAUACCACUUCAUUGAUCCACAGAGCGUCCUCUUCGCUGAUCAUGUCGACUCAGAGUGGAGAUAUGCGGACGACCCAACCUUGAGAGCUCCAGUGUUAGAGCGCAACAACGUCGGUAUGGGUAUGAUCGUGUUGAACUCUGAUAGCAUCGCGUUUCCCAUGGUGAACUCUCUCUAUCGCCGGCUGCGAAACUUAGAGGUUAACACGACAAAAAGGCUGGUGUGCUUGACGAGCUCUCAUCGAGAUAAAUUCGCGGGAGAUCUCCAUUUACAAGACCUGCUCCUAAUUGCUCAGGCAUCGCAGUUGAGAAAUGAAAUACCACGAUAUGCUUUGGAGUUCUUCAAAAAUUUGUUCGAUCUGAAUUUGAUGCUCUCUGAAUAUCACAAGCCGUUAGUGACACUCUAUAAUGGUGAAGUUCCAAAUGCGGCUGCAUCGUGGUGCGGUCUGUCCGUCGAGUACAGCGGUGCAUAUCAUCACAGUGUGGUGCGAUUCGACCAAACUCGCUAUGGAUUCUUCCCGGUGGCGGGUCAGUCAUUCUUGCUCGCACGUUUGCCCUUUUGUAUCGGCAAUUACUUGGCGCUCACUGGAGAGGCAGUCCGAGGAAAAGAUAUCGUCUAUUCUGGCCUUGCGAAGAACUGGUUGUCGCCGGAUGCAUUUCGACUCUUGGAACUUACAAGUGAGAAACAACUAGAGGUUAGCGAGAGUGACGGUAGAGCGUUGAUAUCUGAGCACUUUCUGCAUCUACCUGAAGGAUGGUCACUGGCGCCCUAUGUUGGUCUUAUUCAGAAGUGCUUCUCGCAGCCUCAUCUGUUUGACGUGGUCGAGAGCCUGGUCACACAUCGUGAUGAUCCAUCUGUACCGGAUGAUGUUCGUGACUUCGCUGCGACGGCGAUCGACAACAUCGGGCGAGGGUCACCGUUGGCGUCUCAUGUUACUCAUCAGCUCAUAAAUCGUGCGCGGAAACACAUCGCGAGAGCAACCGAUACAGUGAAUUAUCAAUUUGGAGCGACGGGCAUCUACGGCAACGCUGAGAAGAUUGCACAAGUCGAGAAAGCUCUCGAGGACCCAGACCUGUACCAACGAUACGUCAUUCGGCCGGCUAUGAUCGAAAUCAUGCAAGAGGAGUGGAGAGUGCUCCUGCGAUUUUUAAUGAGGCCUGAAUUGGUUCGUGGACUGUAUUUUAGACAAAUGUUGAAUCAGCAUAUGGCGGCUAAGCAAAUCGUAGAUGAAGGAUCGAAUUUCGCAGGGCUCCCAGAAGAACCAGAGCUGCCGGAUUGGUUUGAGCACGAAGACGUGCUCGCUGUGAGAGACUCAGCCUGGACCGCGAUGUUCUUUAAGUUGCAUGACACCAAAAGCGAGUUAAUCCCGUCGUUCUGGCCUCAUUGUUCCGCCCUGGGUAGCAGGUAUUUCGCGCCAGCCGAGCGGUCUGACCUACCGCUAUCUGCGCAUCCUCUCUUGCGGGUUUACCAUCCCGAUUACGAUCCGAAGACUGGACUUGAUCACGAUCCCCGGAUGAUGGCGCGCGAAGUGGAGCGAUGGUCUGAUAAUUACUUAGAGGACGAGCGUUACGAGUUGAUGUCGGAGGUUACCGGUGUUCCGGUGGCGCAGUUGAAGACACGAUGGACCGCCUUGUCUGGCGGAUGGGGUGGUGUCAUGUGA
Molecule: messenger RNA, 1798 nt
Organism: Perkinsus marinus ATCC 50983
Lineage: Eukaryota; Perkinsozoa; Perkinsida; Perkinsidae
Exons: 17
Coding region: 11-1798 (595 amino acids)
Biological process (GO): L-valine catabolic process
Molecular function (GO): 3-hydroxyisobutyryl-CoA hydrolase activity
Source: RefSeq, a predicted model, not a curated record